AAAGGCAAACGGCAAGGCCGCCCACAAGACUUCAAACUCUCUUGGAAAAUCAGCCCAAAUAGGCUUUCUGCGUUUGGUUCUUUCUUUGUAUUAUAAUACAUUCUCCUCUUAUCUUCACUCCAACCUCUUCAAAACCAAUCACAGAAAAAAAACCAAUAUAUGUUUCUGGAAAAACCUCCUAUCUUACUCCCACUGAAAAACCAGCCUCUCUGAAUUAUUCCAUUGCAAAACCCAUCUCAUUUUCAAUCUCUCAUCUUCUUCUGAAAUGCCCACUUCAUAUAUUUACAACAAUUUCAUGAAGAGAUCCAAUUCCAGUUCAUUCGGAGGGAAUCAAUGCUCAAAAUCUAUCAUUUGAACAAAGCAGUCUCCCUUUCAGCUCCAUCUUAUUAUAAAAGACCCACUUCAUAUCUUUAUUGCAACUUCAUCUUUAGAUUCAAUUCCAAUAGAAUGGAAACAAUCCAUAUCUGGGUCCUCUCUAUUUCUUUCAUUCUCCUUCUCCCCAUAUCGAAUUCAGUUGAUGAGGAAGUAAAGCAGACCCUCCUCACCUUUUUUCAGCGUCUCUCCAAUGGCAACCAUUCAGCUGCUCCCAGCUUCGGUUGGAACUCUACCUCUGAUCCAUGCGACGAUCGCUGGAAAGGUAUCACUUGCGAUCCCCGAUCUUCUUUCAUUAAGAAACUAGCGCUCGAGGGCCUAGGCCUCAGAGGGACUCUGGAUGUCAGAUCCAUCUGCACCAUCCAAUCUCUUGGUGUCUUGAGUGUUCAAAACAAUUUCAUCCAUGGAGAGCUUCAGCCAGAUAUUGAAAACUGUCAGCAACUGACCCACCUCUAUAUCAACCAAAACCAAUUUUCAGGGCACCUCCCCGACACUCUGCCAGGCUUGAAUAAUUUGAAGAGGCUCUUUAUUUAUGAAAAUAACUUCUCAGGUGAGUUGCCGGAUUUACCCAAGAUCUCGGGCCUGGUAUCGUUUCUUGCUCAAUACAAUCAUCUCACUGGGAAAAUUCCAACAUUCGAUUUCUCCAACCUUCAGGACUUCAAUGUCUCCUUCAACAAUUUCAGCGGUCCGAUUCCCAAACUGCCCAGUCGUUUCGAUGAUAGCAGCUUUUUGGGGAAUCCUGAAUUGUGUGGAAAGCCGACUUCCAAGCAAUGUCCAAAUUCAAACCUUCCGGCACGACAACAGGUUCUCAUGUUCAUAGGCUAUAUUAUUCUAGGACUGGCUGUUGUCGUUUUCUUUAUUCUCUCCCUCAUCAAGGGAAAGAAGACACCUGACUACAAGAUGGUGGAUUCUGAAAAGAAGGGAGCCAUGGAAGUAGACAUCAAAGCCAGCACCGAUUCUCUCUACUAUAAAACGGAGGCAAGUAAAUCUGAGUACUCGAUCCCGAUGUCGAACGAAAGUACUAUGGUGUCGAUGUCGAUGAUCAUCCCCAAGAAUUCAGCAAUGAAGGACUUGAGGUUCGAAGACCUGCUAAAGGCUCCUGCAGAGCUGCUUGGAAGAGGGGCAUAUAGUAGCCUCUACAAGGUGAUAUUCGAAGACGGUGUGGCAUUGGCUGUGAAGAGGAUUAAAGAUUGGGAUAUUUCAAGUGAAGAAUUCAAGAGGAGGAUGGAGAAGAUAGACCAAGUGAAGCAUCCAAAUAUAUUGCCUCUCUUGGCCUUUUACUGCUCAAAGCAAGAGAAGCUUGUGGUGUAUGGAUAUCAACGGAAUGGGAGUCUCUUCAAACUCCUCCAUGGAACCCAAGGUGGCCAAAUAUUCGACUGGGGUAGCAGACUAGACGUUGCAGCUUCUGUUGCCGAGGGCUUAGCCUUCAUGCACAAAGAGCUCUACGUCAAUGGUAUUGCUCAUGGCAACCUAAAAUCUUCCAACAUAUUGAUGAACAAGAACAUGGAUCCAUGUAUCAGUGAGUAUGGCCUCAUGGAGAUAAUGAUGGACAACCAACAUAUGUCGUUUAUGGGCCACGGUACUAAUGACCACUUUAAGGCAGACAUACAUAACUUUGGCGUCAUUCUUCUUGAGCUGCUGACAGGAAAGGUGGCGGUGCCAGAAAAUGGUGGGCUUGACUUGGCUACGUGGGUUCAUUCAGUCGUUAGAGAAGAAUGGACUGUUGAAGUCUUUGAUAAGAGCCUACUCGAAGAAGGUGCGAGUGAAGAAAGGAUGGUGAACUUGCUCCAAGUUGCCCUCAAAUGCAUUAAUCCUUCACCAGAUGCUAGGCCAACCAUCAAAGAACUUGUUAGCAUGAUUGGCAACAUUAAAGAGGAAGACGACAGGUCCAUUGUCUCUGAAAUAUGAUCAAUGGAUAGUUACUAUCAUCAGAUGAAGAUUUGAGACAACAUUUUUCUUUAGAGGUUUUCUAGAUCCACUUGUACGUUCUCUCCACACGCAGCUCUAUGUAUGGAUGGAGACAUCUGAGCCGUGCAUAAGGUGGACUUGCCGUUGGCCAAAAUAUUGGGCCACCUCAUCAUUAGUUGGGCCACAUUUGUGUUGACAUGGGACCCUUUGGAAGUUCUCUCAAACCUUUUGUUGAAUGUGGACCUUUGGCAAGUUUUUUAAACUUUUUAAUGUUUUCACACGUGUGUUGUCUGCUUGAUGAGUGGGCCAGCCUGAUAUUUGUGCGAGAUAAGGGUCCACCUAAUCCAUGCCGUGAUGUCCAAACGUGCCACCAUCUAUAGAGGUGCUGUCAAGAGAGAUCGUUCAUGUGGGACAAGAAAACCUCUUUCCUAUAUUAUCUACUCCUGUAUUAUUGCUAGAUUUACUAGUUUGAGAGGAAGAAUUUUAUAUCUACUGUGAAAAUGGAAAAGUUAGUGUACAACUGGCUGAUGGUUUA
Molecule: messenger RNA, 2815 nt
Organism: Magnolia sinica
Lineage: Eukaryota; Viridiplantae; Streptophyta; Magnoliopsida; Magnoliales; Magnoliaceae
Product: probable inactive receptor kinase At2g26730
Exons: 2
Coding region: 334-2280 (648 amino acids)
Biological process (GO): protein phosphorylation
Molecular function (GO): ATP binding; protein binding; protein kinase activity
Source: RefSeq, a predicted model, not a curated record